Messenger RNA from Knipowitschia caucasica, 714 nucleotides. NCBI's taxonomy places the organism in Eukaryota, Metazoa, Chordata, Actinopteri, Gobiiformes, Gobiidae. The record is from the annotation of a GenBank genome assembly.
AUGCCUUCAAAACCCAGCGAUUCAUCCAACUUUAUGGACCAACUGGUGAACUUCACUCUAUGCCAGGAGGACCUCCGCGACGGACAGAUUGUUUGGUGCACUUUUAGUAUUUUCUUCUUCGUCCUCGGCUUCCCUGCUUACGUCUGCAUCUUCUACGAAUGGUGUCAGAAGUACAACACUGGCUCUUUACCUCUGACUCCCUAUAACUUUUUCAUGCUAAACCUGACCAUCAUGGACUGGGGCUUCUUGGUCACCUUCCCCUUCGGUCUUGGCAAUCAUUUCUUAUUACGCAACUGGGUCAUUGAAAGCAUCUGGAAUGGUAUCUACGCGCUCAGUUUCUGCGGCAGACCUCUCAUCAUGGCCUGUGUUUGUAUGGACUGCUACCUGGCUGUGGUUUAUCCGCUGCUCUACAGGAACUGGACCACUCUCCAUCCCAGAAUCGCUGUCGCACUCUUCAUUUGGCUCGUGACUGUGUCUUUUGGCCUCUUGGUGGGAAUCGUGCCAGAACUGUACCUGACGUUCAUAGCAGUUCUUCCGUACGUCUUGGCAUUGCUAAUCAUCAUCAUCUGCGACGGUUUCAUUCUCUACACUCUGAUGAAGGCCAGUCCUGGGGGUAAAACCGUGCAUCCGCAGAAGCAGAGAGCCAUAGAAACCAUCACGACCAGUUUGGCAGCGUCUCUGCUCUCCUACAUGCCGCCAGGCUAUUUCUGCUAA